Ochotona curzoniae (black-lipped pika) is the source of this 1983-nucleotide messenger RNA. It is a transcript of the gene PRR3, whose product is annotated as proline rich 3. The coding region runs from base 27 to 650 and encodes 207 amino acids. NCBI's taxonomy places the organism in Eukaryota, Metazoa, Chordata, Mammalia, Lagomorpha, Ochotonidae. The record is from RefSeq and is a predicted model, not a curated record. Gene Ontology annotation, molecular function: metal ion binding; RNA binding. The transcript has 3 exons.
GCCCCCCGCAGUUCUCCGGAAGUGGAAUGGCAGGAGCCCCAGCCUCGCUGCCCCCCAGCGGCCCCCCGGAAACGGAAACGGAUUCCCGCGUGCCCCUUCCUCACUGCCCUCCAAAUCCUGCUGCAGCCAUUGCCGCAGCCACGAUGCCGAAACGAAAGAAGCAGAACCAGCAGCAGCCGCCGCCGCCGCCGCUGCAGCCUCCACUGUCGGAGCGGGAAGAGACUGGAGAGGAGGAAGACAGGGGUCGCCUGGCUCUCCACAGAGGUCCUCCAGGAUCAAGGGGACCCAUGAUUCCACCGCUGCUGAGUCUCCCACCUCCUCCCCGGGGGAGAGGCCCCAUGCGGGGAGGCCUUGGCCCCAGGUGUGGUCCAUAUGGUCGUGGUUGGUGGGGGGUCAACGCUGAACCUCCCUUUCCUGGGCCAGGCCUUGGGGGUCCCUCCAGGGAGAGCUUUCACAAAGAACAGAGAAACCCUCGAAGGCUCAAAAGCUGGUCUCUUAUCAAGAACACCUGCCCACCUAAGGAUGGCCCCCAGGUUCUAGAAGACAAAUCUGACCGCCCCGUCUGCCGGCACUUUUCCAAAAAGGGCCACUGUCGAUACGAAGACCUUUGUGCCUUCUACCACCCAGGCGUCAAUGGACCUCCUCUGUGAGACUGUGCCUUCCCGUCCGGGUUGGAAGGAGCCCUCUGUGACCUUGUGGCCAUGUGUUGCCCUGUGGCCCCAUGGCUGCUAUCAUGGAGCUCUUCCACCCAUCCCGUCCACUACCUUUUCCAUUUGGGUCCAGAGUGUGUGUCAUCACCAGUGUGUGAUGUGCGCGCUUUCUUCUGCUCCAGCCUCCAGAGACUGGCCUUCGGGACCCCAUCUCUGCUCCCUUCAACUGCCUCCUGGAUCUUCUUGCCCCUCGCGAAGUGACUGCUGAACAGGAAACCUCUUUGGUGCUGUUUCUUGUACAUCUGUCCACCUGUACCCCAGUAUCACCCUCAAUCCCUGAGAGCCCGAGAGUGGUUUCCUACCCCCUCUAACUGCUCGUUUUAAGUCCUUAUUUUUAUUAUUAUUUUUAAUGUGACACCCCCUCAAUGUUGUCAGCUGCUCGUGAAACUCACCAGGUCAUGUGACCUGGGAUCAGGCUCGGGUGCCUGGGUCAGAGACUUUGUUGAAAGGCCAUUCUCCCUGCUUCUGGAUUCCGUAGUUUCUCUGUCAGUAGCAUGAUCCCCGCCGCUCUGGUCUGUGAUCACUGUGCUUUGUGGAGCUGUGCAUCCCCCUUCGUAGCCUCUCAGUGUCCGUGGCAUUUUUGUGACUCCUCAACACUUCAGUACAUUUUUUUUUCUGCCAAAAUGAGUGGAGCCCAUGGUGCCCUCUUAACUUGCCCCACCUCCCAACAUGGGAGAAUUAUCUCCUGGUCUGGGUUAGGCUGGGUCUGAUGCAGGCCUGGGAGCCGUCUUGUGCAGCCCGUGCUGGGCGGGCCCUCUCCAGCCCACUUUGGUAUCACUGGCACUGCAAGGCCACCAGCCCUCACAUGAAUUCUGUGAAUCUCCACCUAGCCUACCUUGGGGUGGAACCUGGACAGUACUGUCACCCUCUUCCAACCCUCUCUGCAUCCCUGGCGCUGGUUGUUUUCUGUGAAAACGGCAGUGAACAGGCUCAGUGUUGAACUGGCCCUGUAGGAAUGGGUCAGGAGCUGUGCGGGCAAGAGGGAAGGAUGAGGGCCCUUGGAGAACUGAGAAUGAGUUUUUUUUUUCUUUUUAACUUUUUUUUUAAUAUAUAUAUUAGUAAUAAAUGCGGUGGAAACAGACAUUUUUCUUAAUCCCUGUGUCCCAGUCGUCUCUGGAGACACAGCUGGUGUUCUUGAUGCAGUUGAUGAAUUCAUUCUGUAUUCAGUUCAUACACAGCGGUGAUAACAGUGAUCCAAUUUAGGUUUCUUCCAGCCAAAAAGAACCAUUGAGAUACAGUGGCCUAUUGCUAUGUUCAAAAGCAAAGUUUUGUG